Dicrocoelium dendriticum is the source of this 234-nucleotide messenger RNA. The record is from the annotation of a GenBank genome assembly. NCBI's taxonomy places the organism in Eukaryota, Metazoa, Platyhelminthes, Trematoda, Plagiorchiida, Dicrocoeliidae.
AUGACUGAUACAAGUCCCCAAGGUCUACAGGAAACUGAAGUUCCAGAAACCAAUACCCAAAGGAACCAAUACGAAAACGUCCGAGUUUUGUCAUCGUGCAAGACGUGUAGUUACAAAGCCGAUACGCAAGUCAUUACGAGCGAACGGAUUCCGUAUGGAAACGACAUGUUUCAACAAGCUGCGCACUCAACUUUUCUGCUAACUGGGAUAUUGUUAACUUCGCUUUCUUUAUAG